AUGCCACCUCCAACCGCAUACUCCAACUCUGCCAAGUCCAUUCUGGAGAGUAAAAGGAGAGAAGAAGCCAAUUCUCUCUAUGAAGAGAUGCGGUAUUUAAUGAAGUGCACGGAUCGCACGUCGUAAGUUGUUUUUUUGCUGUUUUUUAUAUUUCCAAUUUCAUUUCUCGUUUUCAGAAUGGAAGACACCGUGGUCCGAGCCGUAGAAACAGUGACGGGAAAACCGUUCAACCCGGUCCUUUCAUCUGCGGCGACCUCUGAUGAAGUUGGGCCGAUCAAGCAAGACAGGAAGCUGUCGAAUGCCAAGAAGGAACAAUUGCGUCGGGACAAGCUCAGUCUCGGGAUGGAUGCUCUGAAAGCGUUCAUUCUGGAGAAUAAGUUGGGAACGAACCAACAACGGUAAGUGUAUACUUAUGCAUUCCCAUUGAGACCGUAUUGUGUUUCAGGAGGAAACUAGAGCGUCUGACCGUUCUCCGAAUCACCUGCGAACAUCUCCGUGCCACUUCCACACCGGCCAGCGUCUCAUCCGACAAUGGGACCACUUCCUCUUCUUCUUCUUCUUCUUCUCCUCCAACCUCCACUCCACCCAUUGCUGCACCGAUCGGAUCACUGCCACUUGUACCGAUGAUGCUCCCGUUCAUCUUCCCACUCAUUGCUCCGUGGACGUUCCCAAUGCUGCCGACUCUUGCUCUUCCUGCUUUCCCAGUCUCUGCUCCGUCCAUCCUAAAUCCGUCUGUUGUCGCUGUCGACGAGGACGAAGAUGUUGACAUCGUCACUCGGUAA
This is a messenger RNA of Caenorhabditis sp. 36 PRJEB53466, 782 nucleotides long. Lineage: Eukaryota; Metazoa; Nematoda; Chromadorea; Rhabditida; Rhabditidae. The record is from the annotation of a GenBank genome assembly.